AUUCGCUCACUCAUGGCUCACCGAUUAGCAAUGAGAACCCUCUGACGGAUAUUCGUCAUAGGGAAACAAAUCAGCCUCUGAAACCAAUCAGAACCAGAGACCUCUCUCUAAUGGGUUGCUUUCUUGCUUGUUUUGGUCCCUCCAAGAACAAGGAUCGAAAGCGCCGCCGUAAACAUAAUGUCCUACCUGCGCAUCAGAUACAGGGAAGCUAUGAUCCACUAAAACCAACACUCUCUUUGAACCAAGAAAGCAAGGAAACACCCACUAGACUUGUUUCAGAACAGAGGGAUAAGCCCGAAGAGCAAUUGAGCUUCAGCGCCAGAAAAAAGGUCACUUUCGAUCUGAAUGUGCAGACCUAUGAGCACGUACCAGCACCUGAAGCCACAAAUUAUUCAUCCGAGAACGAUGAAGAGAAAGAAAGGGGAAAGGAAGAAGAAAAAACAGCAAAAACAACCGAAUCCCUUUCGGUCUCUGAGGAUGAUUCUGUCACAUCUAGCUUGGGAUCUUAUCCCCCUAACCACAGAUACCAAAAUUGCAGAGACAGUGAUGAUGAAGAUGGAGGAAUAGAAUCUGAUGAAAGCGAUCUGGACGAUGACGAGGAUGACUUUGAUGAGGAAGAUAUUGAACCAACAGAAUUCAAAGAAGAGUCUUCCGAGUCGUUUUUCUCUUUACCAGUGGAAUCACGGACAGAGACUUGUGCGACUCCACCGAAUGAAAAGGAAGUUAACAGUUCCACCAAAAUCUGUAGUUCACCUGAACGGGAACUGAAGACAUUACCUUUGAACCAGAAUGUUCGAGAUAGGAGCAAAUAUGUUCACUCAGUGUUGAACCCAGUUGAGAAUCUUUCACAAUGGAAAGCUGUCAAGGCGGAGAGACCAAGAGCAGCAGCAACACCACCAUCAAAGAUUCAGAAGGAGAAUACCAAUUUUGAGCAAGAACCACAAAUACCCUUCAGUCCAGAGCCAACUUUCAAGUCAUCACCUUUGAAAUCCAACCAAAGCUUCAGUCACUCUAGGCCUAAAAAUGAAGAAAUCAAAGUUGAUGCCAGCCUUUCAAACUGGUUGUUGUCUACUGAAACCACACCUAACACACAAACUAGCUCAUUCACUUUUGCCAAUGAAUCAACAGAAGAAAGCAGAUCACAGAGAUCGAAUUCGCCAAGAAGUCUAGAAGAUCGACCAAUUUUAGGCGCAUUAACGGUUGAAGAGCUGAAACAGAUGGCGUUAUCUUCAUCUCCAAGAAAGUCACCGAGCCGGAGCCCUGAUGAAAUACCAAUUAUAGGUACCGUGGGGAGUUACUGGAGUCAUACAGGUCAAGCCAUGGAUUCAAGCUCUGGUUCUUCAUGUAAGGGCAUACCUAAUACAACCAGCAAAUAUAGAGAGGAUAAGAGAGUGAAUUGGCACUCUACUCCAUUUGAGAAAAGGCUGGAGAGAGCUUUAAACAGAGGUUCUGCUGAAGCUUACACCAGUAAAUUUUAGAUAAGAGGCUGAGAUUUGGGGAUCUGGGAGUCGUUUCAAGUUGUGUGUGGUUUCAAGGUCAUUGGUUCCCUUUUUUGUUGUUCAUGAGUCAUGAUAGAUUCCAUGCUGUUGUUUGUACUGCUAAGGAAGUGCUUGUCUAUUGUUAAUUACUGUUGCUUUAAAGAGAUUGGAAAUUGAAAAUAAUACAUACUUUAAUGGGAUUUAA
Telopea speciosissima is the source of this 1683-nucleotide messenger RNA. Its product is annotated as protein JASON-like. The transcript is spliced from 4 exons. Gene Ontology annotation, biological process: male meiosis II. Lineage: Eukaryota; Viridiplantae; Streptophyta; Magnoliopsida; Proteales; Proteaceae. The record is from RefSeq and is a predicted model, not a curated record. Bases 111 to 1478 code for a protein of 455 amino acids.